This is a messenger RNA of Magallana angulata, 846 nucleotides long. Its product is annotated as ganglioside GM2 activator-like. Gene Ontology annotation, molecular function: enzyme activator activity; lipid carrier activity; NAD+ binding. The coding region runs from base 1 to 846 and encodes 281 amino acids. Gene Ontology annotation, cellular component: cytoplasmic side of plasma membrane. NCBI's taxonomy places the organism in Eukaryota, Metazoa, Mollusca, Bivalvia, Ostreida, Ostreidae. The transcript is spliced from 7 exons. Gene Ontology annotation, biological process: ganglioside catabolic process; fatty acid metabolic process; lipid transport. The record is from RefSeq and is a predicted model, not a curated record.
AUGUCGGCACUUGCACGAGAAUGCGUGUACGAGGACCUGGAUCUGAAGCGAGGCGUCCACGGAAAGAUAGACGACCUCUGUAAAGACGAUGUCCUUAUCGCCAGCGCGGCCAGCGCUCCGAUUCCUUCUCUGAUCUCUCAGAAUCUUAGGCACAAGAACAGGUUCAUCGUCUGUCACCCGGUUAAGAACCGUCCUCAAGAUCCGUCAAAAACUUUUGAUAAGAAAUGCGUUUCUGUGAAAACCCCAGUUAUACUUAACCAAGACUUUGAUAGAGUAUUUAUUUUGAAAGUUGCAAUUCUCCUUCUUAAAAUCGUUGUUUUCUCCGAGGCCGCUUUUACAUGGAAGGAUUGCGUUCCAUCAACGACAGCCCACCCCUAUGUCACAUUUACAUCAAUGUCGCUGUCACCUUCACCGGUAAUGUUUCCAGGGAAUGUUACUGUAGGUAUACAGGCCACGGUACAUCACCACUUUGGGAGUGAUGUCAAAAUAAGGGUUCACAUGGAUAAACUACUUCUUGGACAGUGGACUAACGUCCCCUGCAACAAUAAUUUUGGGUCAUGUAACUAUGACAACCCAUGUGAAUUUUUUUCCGCUUAUAAAAUCAUGGAAACCUGUCCAGCUCAGUUUGCAGCGCACGGUCUCCCCUGCACGUGCCCGUUUAAUCCCACCACCAUCAAUCUACCCCCGUCUGUGUUCGUAGAGCCUCACAUCGAUCCAAAGUGGUCGUUUAUUUUAACCGGUAAAUUCCGAGUAAAAGUCGAAAUGAUCCAUGGAGGUGACAUCGUUGGGUGCUUUGAAAUUGAGCUUGGCACCACACACCCCGGCGGUUUUUUGGCCUUCAGGUGA